UAUACACACACAAUAAUUUUGUGCAUAAGUGUUAAUCGAAUAAACGAAAAGAUAAAGUUAAUUAGAUUCUCAUAGUUCGUUCGUAUAAAGGAAACGUAUAAGUAUAAAAUUGUGUCUUUCUUGUUUCUGAACUGUUCGUUUAUUGCGAAUUAAAUAAAUAAACGUGAAUAUAAACAAUUAAGGAAGUUAUACACGUACCAUACAUAUUACAUACAUACAUACAUACAUACAUACAUACAUACAUACAUACAUACAUAUCCGUAUAAUCAGUGAGAAAAUGUCCGACGUAGAAAAUAAAAUCAAAGAACAUUUCAAGGCCCUCGUACCUAAAUUGAUGAGUUAUCUGCGCGAUGAUUAUUACAAAUACGAGUACGAGUUGGAACGACCAAACGAUUCUAUAUUUUUCUCCGGUACAUUUUAUAUGAGGAUAAAGUUUUGGAUUAAUGAUAAUAACGAUUUCCAAAAUAAGAAUAAAACGAAUAAGAAUAAGGAGAAAACAAUAAUCAUGCGAUUAGUCGCAAAGACGCCAAUAACGACCGAGGCAGUGCAACAGUUAAUGAGAGCGAACGAUCAAUUUUACAACGAAAUUAUUUUCUAUCGUAAUUAUGCAACGGAGGGCGAUAAUAUUCCAAAAUGUUAUUACACCAACGAGAAUGAUCUCUUCGGAGCGACCUUGGUUUUAGAAGAUAUAACUACUAAAGGUUAUAAGAUACAUCCGAAAAAGGUCGAUAUACCGUUAGACGAUAUUCUUCCUGUUAUGAAAGAAAUCGCUAGAUUUCACGCGAAGGGAUACGUCAUGAAGGAAAAACAUCCCGAAAAAUUUGUUGGAUUUAUCGAAACAAUCAAGGAAUGCCGAUACGACGCUAACGAUAACGAUCCGAACAGUCAUUAUGUUUAUUUAUUAAAUCACGUUACCUGUAGGCCCAUAAAUUAUUUGCGAAAAAUUAAUUACGACAAUAAUUUUUGCGAUAAACUCGAGGAAUGUUUGAAAAACGCUUAUCGUAAAAUAUUAUUGAAAACUAUCGAACCAGUCGAACCAUUGGCGGUAUUAUGUCACGGUGAUCUUACGAUUAAUAAUAUGUUAUUUAAAAAAGAUGAGAAAGACACGCGAGUGAUGCUGAUCGAUUUCGCUUUAAUCCGAUAUGGAUCGCCUGCGAUCGAUCUUUCGACGUUUCUUUGUCUCUCUUGUUCGAAUCAAGUCAAAUGCGAGAACUUACCAAUAGUAUUGAGGACCUAUCACGAUGAAUUAACGAGAUGUCUAAAGGAGAACGGUCUUACGAAUUUAGAGAAAUAUUCAUUCGAAGCAUUUUGGAACGAUUACGUCGAACAUGCAUUAUUUGGUUACACCGUAUGCUCUUACUUUUUACAUACGCUUAUGAACGAAGAUCUUCCACCAUUACCCGACAUCUUGAAUAAGAAGAUGGAAGACUUAGCGAACAUAGUCAUCGAAUCUGGCGGUGAUAAAAUCACGAUAGCUUUGGCAAACAUUUUAAUCGAUUUGAAGAAACUCGGAUGUUUCAACAAAAUUUUGUCAUAAUUCUAUCGAAUGUUUCGAAAUACUAAUUGAUUGUUUGAUUAAGUGAUAAGAAUUAUGUGAUAAAAUGUGUUUGUCAAUGUAGUAGAUAACAAUGAGAGGGAGAUGAUGAUAUCGAUAAUUGAUAAUAUGUCCGUCAAGAACUCUAGCGUCAAGAAUUUUUCACUAUGUUUGUCGUACUUUUUUUAAGGUGUUUUUUUUUUCUUCCUUUUUCUUUUUCUCUCUUUUAUUACUACUCGUUGAGAAAAAUGUUCGGAGAGAGUUUCACGAAGGGGAUAAUAAAAAGAAUAAAAAAGAAAAAAGCAAAGACCAAAUAAAAUUAGAAUCUUUUACAAAUUUUUAUUAUAAAAAAGUAUCGAUAUUCGCCAAUCUACUUUUUUGUCGUAGAGAAAGAUAGAGAGAGAAGGAAAAUGAAGACUUCAAACAAAAAAAAAAAAUAGAAAAAGAAAAAAAAAAAGAAAAAACUCGUUUAAAAGUUGACGGCCACGUCUAUCGAAUACAUCGAACAAAGCGUUUUACCUUCGGGAUCAAAGUAAAAAAGGAGAAGUUUGAGGACGCGCAAAAAUUAUUAUUCUUUCGAACGUAGCGAUAGAGGAGACUCAAGUUGGUAUCUGCCUUUCAAAUAAAGGCGUACCCGUGCUUUACCACCGUGGUUACCACCGUGCUUCGAGGAAAAAAAAAUAAAAGAAAAAAAAUAAAAAAAAGAACUUUGUCAUUUCCAUAUAUUUUUCCGCGUGCGUCUUGGCGCGCGCGACUCGUAGGAAAUUCGUUUAUCACGUCGUAGCCUGAAUUUCAAACGGGCUUACCUCCCUUCCCGCCCGUCAAAAAUUUCCUUUACCUUUUGCUAUGAAAAAAUAAAAAAAAUAGAGAGAGAGAGAGAGAGAGAGAUAGAGAGAAAGAGAGAGAGAGACAGUGCAACUCCUCGUUCAAUUUUCUUACCUCUUAUGUACGAUCAUAUUUGCGAACGAGUUGAGAUAAACGAUAAGAAGUAAAAAAUAUAUGAGUUUGAGAGACAGAGAGAGAGAGAGAGAGAGAGAGAGAGAGAGAGAGAGAGUGAAUGCAUUUAAGAUUAGACAUCAACAAGGGUGAAUAUUAACGUGUAACGAUUUUAAUUGUAAAAGUGUUGGUAACUUAUCGUGAAGUUUAGCUACAAUUGUAAUACACGUAGAGAAAACACGAAAAAGCACUUUCGCGAGAAAAUUUCAUUACAUCGUAGAAAAUCGAAAGUAUUAUAUGUCUGUAUGUAAAUAUGUAUAGAUAUAUGCGUAGUAUAGAUACUUACUUAUGUACGUAUACGGACAUAAUAUAUAAUAUAUAAUAGAUAUAUUAUGUAUGGAGGUGCAUUCUGGUGUAGCCUUCAAGCGUGGUAUCAUAUUCCAUAAAAUCGAGUCUACGUGGUGGAUACAUGCAUACAUACAUAUAUGCAUAGAUUCGUACGUACGUAGUUGUACGUACGUACGUACUUAUAUAUUGAAUGCAAUUUAUACGAGGUUGCAUCGAUCGACGUGAUAUCGAUAUCACAAUAACGAGGAAUUGUUCCUAAUGAGAGAAAUUGGAUAUACACGUUGUAGAUACUUAGAAUAUCAUCGUAGAUAGAUUCAAGGGAGACUGAUUUAUGAAGAUUAUUAAUAUUAAUAUAAUAUUGAUUUUAUGAUUAUUCAAUAUAAUUAUUCUAUAUAUUUAU
Vespula pensylvanica (western yellowjacket) is the source of this 3218-nucleotide messenger RNA. RefSeq lists its product as uncharacterized. The transcript has a single exon. The record is from RefSeq and is a predicted model, not a curated record. NCBI's taxonomy places the organism in Eukaryota, Metazoa, Arthropoda, Insecta, Hymenoptera, Vespidae. The coding region runs from base 278 to 1537 and encodes 419 amino acids.